Schistocerca piceifrons (Central American locust) is the source of this 2020-nucleotide messenger RNA. It is a transcript of the gene bigmax, whose product is annotated as max-like protein X. The coding region runs from base 358 to 1116 and encodes 252 amino acids. The transcript is spliced from 8 exons. The record is from RefSeq and is a predicted model, not a curated record. Gene Ontology annotation, molecular function: protein dimerization activity; RNA polymerase II cis-regulatory region sequence-specific DNA binding; DNA-binding transcription factor activity, RNA polymerase II-specific. Gene Ontology annotation, cellular component: nucleus. NCBI's taxonomy places the organism in Eukaryota, Metazoa, Arthropoda, Insecta, Orthoptera, Acrididae. Gene Ontology annotation, biological process: regulation of transcription by RNA polymerase II.
AUAACAGGGUCCAAGGUUCAAUUCUUCUAAACCGUUUACAGUAGUCUAAAGACAGCCUGAGGCAGACGCUGCGUCAGUAAAAUGAUCAUUGCAUCUUGAGAUUCGGCCGAGAUGUACACCAAUGGGAUGGAUUUUUAUUUGGCAGCUGAUUGGUGCUAGUCGCGCAUGCUCUUGAGUUGCCAGCUUUGGAAGAUGAACAAAGUAUUUCCACUCUCACUCCUGUUAACUGUGCAGAUGCCGUGCUGUACACCACCCUGUCACUGAUGAGGCGCACGCAACCUGCGGGCAGUGUCUGCGCCCACCCAGUACCAUGGCGCAGUCAGUGUGAGCCACGGGGCAGUCGUCGGCAAUAGUGCCAUGAUGGAUGUCAGCAACUCCAGCACUGGCAGCGCGAUCGACAUGAAGAUGGAGCCGUCCAGCCCCACGGAACGUGAGCUGCGCUACCCGUUCUCCCGGAGUAGCAGUGCGGGCUCCAUACACACAUUAUCGUCCUCCAAUCACAAUUCUGACGAGGAAGACGACAGUGACGGUGGAGGCACGGGCAGCAGCAGGGGGAGCAGCAUGGGGAACGCACUGAGCUACAAGGAGCGCCGCCGUGAGGCCCACACCCAGGCAGAGCAGAAGAGGCGGGAUGCCAUCAAGAAGGGUUACGAUGCGCUGCAGUCGCUGGUUCCGACGUGCCAGCAGCCCGAGACAUCUGGCUACAAGCUGAGCAAGGCCACCGUCCUCCAGAAGUCCAUAGACUACAUAGAGUUCCUGCUGCAGCAGAAGAAGAAGCAGGAGGAGGAGCGCAACAGCCUGCGCAAGGAGGUGACGGCUCUGCGCAUCAUGCAGGCCAACUACGAGCAGAUUGUGAAGGCGCAGCAGAGCCAGCCAGGGCAGGCUGUGCAGCGCGUCUCGGAUGAGACCAAGUUCCGCGUGUUUCAGGCUGUGAUGGAUCAACUCUUCCAAUCAUUCAGCAACAUCUCUGUGUCAAAUUUCACUGAACUGUCAGCUUGUGUCUUCAGCUGGUUGGAGGAACAUUGUAAGCCACAGACGCUGCACGAUGUGGUGCUGGGUGUCUUGCAGCAGCUCAACUCGCAGUUGGCUCUCCAGGGUGGCGGCGCCAGAGUCUGAGGUCUGCAAUAUCGCUGCCAGUCGAACCGUGUCACGUGCCUGUCCGGUCCAGAGGUGGCCUGGGAGGAGAGGAGCAGCGUGCCCGUAACACUUCCUCGCUGUGGUGUCCGUAGGGUGUCCGCUUCCCUCCGGCUCGUCUGGUGGUCUCACGUGGAGUAGCAGUCAUGGUGUGGAGUGCUCUCGUCACGUUCCACACCUUGCCAUGGCCGGAAUCUCUUGUGACAUCAGUCUUUGCGACUGGGGAACAAAGUACUGGAAGGGGAGAGGGAGGCUAGCAGUAUCGUAGCAACUAGCAUCGCCAGAGAGCUGGCACAGAGUCUACCGAUACAGUGGUGUCUCGUUUACGGUGCAGCACUGCUCCAGAGGAAGUAAUUUUUAUGCGGUUACUUUGCUCAUUCUGCGAUCAUUAGUAUCGAGUCUUGAGGCAUACACAGGUCCUCAAUCUUUGUACUCUCCGUUUCUUGCAGUGUAUCAGGUGAGAUGCAGUACUUGUACAUUCUGCUACAGUUACCAGUCUUAACAAAAGGUGAGCAAGUGGACACUAAAAUUACUCUGUCUUGUGCUGACUUACAGACUCACUCCCUCUCAUGUCCCUCUCCCAUACCUGUUCCUCUCCCCUCCCUUCCUCUCUCCCCCUCCCACCCCACCCCUCCCCUCCGAGGACAUUGCCAUUUUCUUCCCCCAGCUUUGUCCUGUGAGCUUAUACUGCAUCUGUAAUGACCACAUAGUAAAUGAGAUGUGAAAAUCUAACUUCCUCCUUUUUUUGCAGUACGAACUGAAUGAACGAAAUUUUCACUCUGCAGUAGAGUGUGUGCUGAUAUGAAACUUUCUGGCAGGUUAAAACCGUGUGCCGGACCGAGACCGAACUCGGGACCUUUGCCUUUCGCACGCAAGUGCUCUACCG